UUUGCAGAGAUGGACAGAAACAUGAUUGUAUUAGUUGUGCCUUUUCUUCUCCUUCUUGCUUCUGCAGCACCUAUCGAUUUAAGUUGCAAUGUGCCAGUUGACCUGGUUUUUGUUCUUGAUGGAUCAGACAGUUUGAAAGAGUCAGAGUUCAGCGCUUCAAAACAGUUUGUACUUGAAGUCAUACAAAGUCUUACCCUAGGAAAACAGAACGUGCAGGUUGGAGUGUUGGUGUACUCCACAUUUGUUGGUGGGACUAUUGAUCUUGGAGCAUUCAAUACGUUUAACAUUCUGAAGAUCUUUAUCAACAACUUACAGCAGCCUCGGCAAGGAACGGCGACAGAUCUCGCUAUCAUUUCUAUGCAAAACAUGUUUAAUAAAGCCCGUGUAAUCCAACCUGACCGUCAGAAUGUACAGAAAAUAGGAAUAAUAUUAACUGACGGAAGGUCUACGUCACCAAACGCCACCAUCAACGCAGCCAAGGCUGCUAAGAACGCUGGGAUACAAUUGUACGCCAUUGGAUACGGAACCGACGUCUUUAUAUAUGAACUUAAACAAAUAGCGUCAGACUCGCAGAAGACAUUGAUCUUAACGAAUAGUAUGACGGACCAAGCCUUCUUACAGGAAUUUGAAGAUAAACUUAGACCACUUGUUUGUGAAGCAGUUACAAUAACAACAGAACAAAUGACCACACCAGUCUUACCGACGUUACCAUCCACAGAAAAACUAGUCCCUGACAAGUACUGUCCUAACUGUAUGAAGGAUGUUAAUUACGGUUAUAAACCGUACCCGGGUGAUUGCACAAAAUAUUAUGAUGUCAGACCUGAUGAAAAUGGUGGCGCUAUCCAGGACGUUAAGAAAUGUCCUUUCGGAACUUUUUGGGACUCGACAUACUUAACAUGUCAAUAUACUUGGAUGGUGAACUGUGUAUACGAUCCAUGUAGAAGUUUUUCAUCCGGAACAUUAGCCAUGCCUGGUUUAUGCAGUGGUUAUUGGACAUGCUCCAAUUUCCGGGGAAACGCUACCUGUUGUUCGAGACCAAACCAAAGAUACGUUCAGGGUGUGGGUUGUUUGGAGGAUUUUUCUUGUACUACACCAUGUCCAGAUGAUGAUUCAAAUAAGAUUCAAGUACAAACACAAUGUUACCGAUAUCCAUAUCAACCAGACCAGUCCAAAUAUUAUGAAGAAAACCAUGGUAUCAACAUCACACGAAGUUGUGCACCGGGCACGUGGUUUGAUCAGAAAACGUGUUCUUGUUCUAUAGCUUCCGGUUUGAAUUCUGGCAAUAUACAGGCAGCUGUACACUUUCCUGUGUUUGAUGAUCUAAGACGGGAGACAACUGUUGGUGAAGGUACAGGGGCAUAUAUUAAACAAAAAGAGACAAAUGAAAUGUUUUUAACUUUUGGAAACCAGCGAGACAAGUCGAUAGAGAUAUGGAAUUCAUUAAAUAACGAAUUACUUGAACAAAGAGCAGUAUUGCUGAACGGAAAAGAGUUUUUCAAUGUAUGGCAGGCAAGCCGACGGCCAUUAUUGAAAAGUGCUUUCGUAAAUGAACUACAUGGCGAUUCUUUUAAUUUAUGGGCGCCAAAAAUGUUUUCCCGGAAAAGAAAUGGUCGACGGCUACGAAUAAUCCCGAGAAAUCCAAAUAAUGAAAGAAUGUGGCAGAGAUCACGUGCUCUGCUACAGUUUGUAGGGUGUGGCCCGGAUGUAUCUUAUGAAUUCAAUAGCAAUAGUGGUAUAACAGACAGUUCUAGUAAUGGCAUUCUGGCAGGGUUCCUAAACGUCGUUCUAAACGGACAAACAGCGUCCUUUAGUGGAAAUAGUAUGUUAAACAUUUGGCGGUUCUCUAAUGUUGAACUCAAAAGUCGCCUGGUCAUUGAAUUCCAGUUUAAAACUUCCGGAUCCGGUAUUCAAAGCGAGGCACUAGUUUCUAACUGUAUUGGAAGCGACCUUGAGGAAGCAUCAUUGCUGAUCGUGGCUAACCGUGGGAGUAACACUGUUCUUUUUCGUACUGUAACAAACAAAGGAACAGCAGAAAUAUCAGCUCCAUUCAUACCUGGAUCAAUGAAUACUGUAACAUAUAUUUACAAUGGUCAAAGGAUGAUAUGUGCUGUAAAUUCGGCGGUCGUUCAGACCUCUCUUACAGGUGAUAUUCAGAUGAGGCAAACCGGUAUUAUCAUCGGCGCUGCCAGUAAAUGGGCGUCAUUACAAGGAGACAUGGAUAAUUUUCAUCUGUACCGUUGUAUACCUGCCAGUGUUGUACCAUUUCUUAGCAUGUAGCUUGAGUUCUAGGACACAAAGAACCCUUUGACUUCAGCUUUAAUGAUAAUAAACCCGUUUGUAGUUAUUUCCGUACACUGUAAAGUCUAAACUGUUUAAAUGUGACAUUGUUUAUGAUGUUUUUUAAAUCAAAUGUUGCAUAAAAGUUAUUUUGUACUUUAAUUUAAACAGUGUAUGUUAAUGAAAUUCGGAGUUACUGUUAUAGUAGUAUCUUUACAUUUGUUUAGUUUGUACCGUUUGUGUCUUUUGCACGAUUCUUUAAAUUGGAUAUCUAAUGCAAGUGUCAACGAAAUCAAUAAGUUUGUUGAUCAAUGGCAUUUUUGUCUCAAAGAAAUCCUGACUGAGUAAUGUCAUUGAUUCAGGAAACUUGCCUUAAUGGGUGUCUUUCGACUUGUGAAAUCCUGUGUCAUCAAAUUGCUAAUGAAAUCCAUGUAUAAUAGAAAUGUAUCAAAGAAAAUGAUAAGUUAAAUAAUAAAACCAUUUUCCAAU
Mytilus californianus (California mussel) is the source of this 2766-nucleotide messenger RNA. Its product is annotated as protein PIF-like. The transcript is spliced from 14 exons. The coding region runs from base 10 to 2277 and encodes 755 amino acids. Gene Ontology annotation, molecular function: chitin binding. The record is from RefSeq and is a predicted model, not a curated record. NCBI's taxonomy places the organism in Eukaryota, Metazoa, Mollusca, Bivalvia, Mytilida, Mytilidae.